CAUUAUCUUUUCUGUCAUGGCGAACAUUGCUGUUGUACUGCAUGGGCCGAAUGAUUUGCGAGUCGAAUCGAUUCCUGUGCCUGAAAUUAAAGACAAUGAGGUCCUGCUGUCCAUGUGCUCGGUGGGGAUUUGUGGGUCAGACCUAAAGUACUGGAAGUACGGAAAAUGUGGAAAGUUCAGCCUGGAAAAGCCCAUGAUAAUGGGCCACGAGGGAAGCGGAAAGGUCGUCAAGGUCGGAUCCGGGGUCAAACAUCUAAAAAUAGGGGACCGAGUGGCGAUAGAGCCGGGCGUUUCCUGUGGAGUAUGUCGUCUGUGUAAGACGGGGCGCUAUAAUCUUUGUCCGCGCAUCUUCUUCUGCGCAACGCCGCCGGAUGACGGGAACCUAUGUCGGCUUUACAAGCAUUCCGCACAAUUCUGUUUCCGGUUGCCGGAUCACGUGACUGAUGACGAAGGUGCGAUGCUGGAACCUCUAGCUGUGGCCGUUUACAGUUGUCGUAAAGGCAAAGUCGGGCUGGGAACCAAACUCCUUAUCUGUGGAUCAGGUCCAGUCGGAAUUCUAACACUAAUGGUGGCGAAACAAAACGGUGCCACAACUGUAGUGAUCACAGAUAUCGACGAGACAAGACUGGCCUUAGCAAAGUCUCUUGGGGCUGACUUUACAAUCAGGGUGUCCUCCGAGAAACCCGAACAACUGGCCACAAAUAUAUCGGAAAUCCUCGGUGAUCAUCCUGACGUAACUAUUGAGUGCAGUGGUACUAACUUUGGAUUUUCAACAGGAAUAUACGCAACGCUCCCCGGUGGCUGCCUGGUCAUGGUUGGUAGGGUCCCUGGCGACGCAGAGUUCCCCCUUAAUUUGGCGUUCACGAAAGAGAUAGAUAUCACCGGAGUAUUUAGAUAUGCUAAUUGUUACCCAACUGCCUUAGAACUUGUCUCAAAGGGCGUGGUGGAUGUUAAGCCCCUAAUAUCCCACCGUUUCUCUCUGCCUGAUUCUGUUAAAGCCUUCGAAACCGCUUCAUCACAUGACACCAAAGCAGUUAAAGUUAUUAUUGAAUGUGGCCAGAAUUAGUUUCAAAUUUUCAGUGCGAUAAAAAUAUUUUACAUGGU
Magallana angulata is the source of this 1104-nucleotide messenger RNA. Its product is annotated as sorbitol dehydrogenase-like. NCBI's taxonomy places the organism in Eukaryota, Metazoa, Mollusca, Bivalvia, Ostreida, Ostreidae. The coding region runs from base 17 to 1066 and encodes 349 amino acids. Gene Ontology annotation, molecular function: L-iditol 2-dehydrogenase (NAD+) activity; zinc ion binding. The record is from RefSeq and is a predicted model, not a curated record. Gene Ontology annotation, biological process: D-sorbitol catabolic process. The transcript is spliced from 9 exons.